Messenger RNA from Styela clava, 824 nucleotides. NCBI's taxonomy places the organism in Eukaryota, Metazoa, Chordata, Ascidiacea, Stolidobranchia, Styelidae. The record is from RefSeq and is a predicted model, not a curated record.
GGCUUGGGAAAUUCCGAUAACGACGUAAGUCUAUCUAGUGAAAUUGAAAAUGUAACUUCAACAAAAAUUGAUCAGUACGAUAGCUUGACUAAAAGAAUCAAAUUGCUGGAACAGAAAGAAAUGAGAGAGAAAAAGUAAAGAGCUGCUCGCCAAUGUCAUUUGUCAACAUCUGUGAUAUGGCAUCGUUAAUUGCGGAAAAAGCUCGACAAGCAGCAACAGAUGUUCCAAACGAUUCUCAAUGUCAAACAACAUGUCGACCAGGCAAGAAAGGCCCUGAAGGUGCAAAAGGUGAUAUCGGAUCACCAGGACAAAAUGGCGCCACGGGACGUCAGGGAGCUAAAGGAGAAAGUGGAACAUCAUGUGAUUGUUCAGGAUAUGAUGAGUUGGCACAAAAAGUUCAAAUCCUCGAAAAAGCUCGAGAAUUUCAACUGCUAGAAUAUGGUUGGUAUCGUGUUCACAGUUACCCAUAUUGGUACAAAUUGUUCGAAGUAUCCUCAGACUAUCAAACAGCCAGAAAAAACUGCGAACGCAUUGGAGGCCGAUUAGCACCAAAGGGUAUACGCAACCCAACUAUUCGUAGCGAUCUUCUCGACACGUUUAUCAGAAGAACAGGAACUUCGAUCUGGAUAGGACUUGACGACCUUGAGAACCAAAACAACUGGAAAUGGUCGGACGGAGUUUCAUCAACUUCUUCUAAUACACCGUGGAGUGAAGGAGAACCAAAUUGGCCAAAUGAAAGAUGUGCUUGCAUGUACAAGCCUUUCCAAUAUAAGUUGAUUGAUACCCUUUGUUACAUAAAAAGAUUCUACCUUUGUGAAAAGUAA